UAUGUGUGCAAGUGUGUAUGUGUGUGCACGUGAGUGAGGGAGUGACGGAGCACAGUCCCAGUUUCUGCACUGCAGUUCUCUUGCACAGUAGUGGACUAAAUGCAGCUGUAGCAAUAGCGGCGGAAAAGAGCUGGCAGCUUGCCAAUGGGAAUAAGGUAAAAAGAGAAGCAGGGGAUGAUAGGUCAAUGCAGUAUCAAACAGUGCUGACCUCCUGACACGGUGUAUUGGCAGCAUGGUGGAAUGAGAUGGGGGAUGGGCAGGUGGUGGUGGAGGGGUGCCACCCCUAUGCCCUCUUUGACAGUUUUGUGCAGGCGUCCACAUGCAGGGAAACACUACGGGCGUUUCAAGAACUCUGCACAGAGCUGAACCUGCAGCCCGGAGGCAAACUACAGUUCUACAGAACCCUGAGGUCCAAACUAAACUACUGGAGGGCCAAAGCUCUGUGGGCUAAGCUGGACAAACGAGCUGGACAGAAAGUGUACCAGAGGGGCCUCGCCUGUGCAAACACUACAUGUUUAAUAAUAGGUGCAGGGCCAUGUGGACUACGUACAGCUAUCGAGCUAAGUUUUCUGGGUGCAAGGGUAGUACUUGUGGAAAAGAGGGAUGCUUUCUCUCGCAACAAUGUUCUUCAUCUGUGGCCCUCCACCAUCCAGGAUCUGCGAGGUCUUGGGGCCAAAAAGUUCUAUGGAAAAUUCUGUGCUGGUUCAAUAGAUCAUAUUAGUAUUCGCCAGCUGCAGUUAAUACUGUUAAAGGUAGCCCUGCUCCUUGGGGUGGAGGUUCAUGUGAAUGUGGAGUUCAAAAGUAUGAGGGAGCCUGUGAAGGAACAAGAGAAGCAAAGUAUUGGCUGGAGAGCUGAAGUUCAUCCCACUUCUCACCCAGUGAGUGAGCUAGAGUUUGAUGUGGUUGUUGGAGCAGAUGGCAGGAGGAACACCUUACCAGGGUUUCGCAGAAAAGAGUUUCGUGGGAAGUUGGCCAUUGCCAUCACAGCAAAUUUCAUCAACCGUAAUACCACAGCAGAAGCCAAAGUUGAAGAGAUCAGUGGGGUGGCCUUCAUCUUUAACCAGAGGUUCUUCCAGGAGCUUCGUAGUGACACGGGUAUUGACCUGGAGAACAUUGUCUAUUACAAGGAUGACACCCAUUACUUUGUCAUGACAGCUAAGAAACAGAGUCUGCUGAAAAAAGGAGUCAUACUGCGUGACUAUGCAGACACAGAGCUCUUGCUCUCCCGCAGCAAUGUGGACCAGAACGCACUGCUGUUAUACGCACGAGAGGCUGCAGACUUCUCCACCAACCACCAACUCCCAACGCUAGACUUUGCCAUGAACCACUAUGGGCAGCCAGAUGUUGCUAUGUUUGAUUUCACCUGCAUGUACGCAUCUGAGAAUGCGGCCCUUGUACGUCAGCGACGAGGUCAUGGGCUGCUGGUUGCUCUUGUAGGGGACAGUCUGCUGGAGCCCUUCUGGCCAAUGGGGACAGGAAUUGCCCGGGGUUUUCUGGCUGCUAUGGACACAGCAUGGAUGGUUCGCAGCUGGGGACUGGGCACUGCCCCUUUAGAGGUGCUGGCUGAGAGGGAGAGUGUGUAUCGGUUACUGCCUCAGACCACACCAGAGAAUGUCAGUAAGAACUACAGCCAGUAUAGCCUGGACCCUGCCACCCGCUACCCCAAUCUCAGCACACAGAUUAUUAAUGCUGCUCAGGUGUGGCAUCUCAUAGACACAGAUGAAGGGCCGGUUUUGGGAAUGGUCACAGGCCUGUCUCCAGCAUCAAAGCUUCCACACAAAGACUCCACAACUCGUUCGAGUAAACUGCUAGGCUGGUGUCAGGAGCAGACCAAAGACUACAGGGGUGUAUGUGUGACUGACCUCACUAUGUCCUGGAGAAGUGGUCUGGCCCUUUGUGCUCUCAUUCACAGAUACAGGCCUGACCUCAUUGAUUUUGACUCUCUGGAUGAGACUGAGGCUGAGCUGAAUAACCAGCUUGCUUUGGACAUAGCUGAACAGGAGCUGGGCAUCUCACCAAUCAUGACAGGCCAGGAGAUGAGUGAGCUGGAGGAGAGUGACUCCCUCUGCAUGGUCAUGUACCUCAGUCAACUUCAUGACCUUUUCAAAGACACAGUACCACCUAGUGAAAGUCUAAGUCCUGAAGAGAGAGCUGCUCUGGUUGCCAGCACCAAGUCUCCAAUGAGUUUGCUUAACAGGCUGGGACAGAAUAUGUCACGCAAACGCAACACUAAGGAGAAGAAAGAGAAGGAUGAUGAUGGAGUUGGAAAAAGAAGGCGAACAAGCCAAUCAGGCCAGCCGGAAGAAGAGGAUGUUUCGCCAGAUCAGCAAGAACAGCAAACACCACCGCUGUCUCCUGAGUCUGACACAAGCACAGCAUCCCUUUUUGGCAGUAGCCAAAGCCGAGUCAAGUCAAUGGCGUCCCAGCUACAGGCCAAGUUUGAAGAAAAUGCACCCUCAACUUCAGCCGCUGCAGUACGAAGACAGAAGUACAUUAAGAUGUACACAGGGGGAGUAAGCUCACUGGCUGAACAGAUAGCCAGUCAGCUUCAGAGUCAGCAUGCACACUCCAAGCCCCUUCUUGACAGAAAGGAACUGGGCUCUCAGCGAAAGGAAUUUCCAGUGAGCGUCGGCGGCAGUGACAUCUGUCAUUUCUGCACCCGUCGGGUCUAUAUAAUGGAGAGACUGAGCGCUGAGGGCAAGUUCUUUCACAGAAGCUGUUUCCAGUGUGGCCACUGUAGCUCUACACUACACCUCUCCAAUUAUGCCUACGAUGAGCAACAAGGGAAAUUCUACUGUAAGCAGCACUACAGCUACAGACUGGCCGUGAUGACUCAGAGGAAGACACCAGCUCCAAUCACAGCAUCGCAUCCUUCACAGCAGGCAUCACCUGACCCUUCUUCCGCUCACCUGUCUAUCUCAUCCACUAUAACUGUGGAAGUGGUUCCUCCUCCUGGUGACCAAUCCCCCAGCACACCUCCAGACGUGCCAUAUGGACUGGCGAAGCAGCUGGGUGGCACUCCUGAGCGCAUUGCAUUGGAAAACUACAAACCGUGCUUGCAGGAGCUGGGCAGCCCACUGCUGGAGGUACCUGAGGAGACUCUUGCUCAGCAUAACCUUAGUCAGAGCCUUCAGGAGAAAGGAGCUGAGGAACAGUCCAGUAGUUCAGAAUCAGAACUAGAAGAAGAUGAAGAGGAGCCACAGGCUGAAAUUUCUGGUGUGAGUGAGCUGAACUGCAGGGAAGAUCUAAAUGAAAAGGAGGAGGAGGAGGAAAAACAGGAUGUUACUAGAGUCGAGGAAGAUGAUGAGAAAAAGCAAGGAAUAGAAGAGGAAAAAAAGGACGUUACUAAAGUCGAGGAAGAUGAUGAGAAAAAGCAAGGAAUAGAAGAGGAAAAAAAGGACGUUACUAAAGUCGAGGAAGAUGAUGAGAAAAAGCAAGGAAUAGAAGAAGAAAAACAGGACGUUUCUGGAGAUGAGGAGGAGGAAUUGGAAUCCAGUGAUGAGGGCGAAUACAGCCCUUGGGACAAGGAGCUGCUAUUAGGGGUGUGGAUACAUGAAGAAGAGGCAGGUGGGAUUAAAGAAUCUUUUGUGGAACACUCUGAUGAUCCAGAACUAAAACAUCUCUUGGAAAGUUCUUGUGGCCUAGAAGAUAAGAAAGUCUCUAUACCUAUAGAGGCCCAGCCUUCUUUUAGAGACUGUUCUCUUUCCUUAGAAAGCACACACACACCUCAGAAAGAUUCCAUACCCAUCUAUACCCUGACAUCAAACUUGCCUGUGACACCAGUGGACCCAUCCGCUAAAAGGACAGAGGUUAUUGGGGAAUUCUGGCUGAAAAGUGCAGAGAUCAGAAAGAGUUUGGGGCUAGCAUCAGUGCCUUUGGUUGAUGAACAAAAGAAGAUGGACAGCACAUCCAUACAAAGUUCUUGCACUGCUGACACGUUUUAUGUUUCUGCUACACACACACCAUCUGUCUAUACAUCUGCAUCUGACUCACCUUCACACACUCCUCAUAAAAGUGACUUAAGCAGCCAAACCUCAGGUACACCAACUCAGAGCAUAUGCACUCGCAGCACGGAGAUGUCUUCUCAGCCUGAUAUUGAAAGUGCCACCACACAUGUCUUAGGUGGCACACCAUACAGCAGCAGCUCAGAAACUCCAGAAGUACAUAGACCUGACAACACUAUGAAGAGUCAUGUUAUAGAAGAGAAUAGUGCAAUGGCUCCCAAAUCCUUCAGUACUGAAACCCCUCACAGAGUGUCAGGCCUUUUGACCCCACCCUUUACUCCUCCUGUAGCUAGGCAGGACAUGAACUCUUCAAAUGCAUUCCAAGAGAGAGAGGUUUUGAUAAGUUCUGGGUCCUGUGCUGUCCUUCUAAAAAGAGAUUUACAAAAGUCUGGCCUAAACAGAGCUCAAAGUCUCCCUACGGAUGAGGUGGAGGUCUUAUACGAUGGUCUGUCAGACAAUGCGGACAAAGAACAUCCCUGCCCUGCUACUUCCUCCCAGCUGCCAUUCAGUCCUAGUGUCAUGAAGCACAGCACAUCCAGCUUUCUCAGCAAAGCCUCCACCCCUCCACCACACUAUGCCAAAAAAGACAGGAGUGAGCUGGAAGGAAGGAGGACACUAUCGGAGGCCCCCAUGCAGGUGGCUAGGACUGAAGCCAGGCAGUGGAAAUCAGAGAUCGAGCCAUUGGCUGAGGAGAGGAAGACGAAGCAUAGCUCAUUGUUUUCACCACAGAAGAGCAAAAAGAGCCUCGGGGUGGAUGGGGAAAGGCAGCAGGAAUCAACCAGACACAAGUCCCUGUGGAAAAGUGUCUUUUCCGGGCAUAAGAAGGAUAAGAAGAAAAGGGAGAUGGAAUCAGUAUCCACCACUCUGCCAAACUCUGAGAACCUUGAGAACAGGAAGAGAACAUCUUGCCUUAGCAGAACAGACCUGUCCUCAAUGAAAACCCUGAGCUUCUCUGAAGACAGAGACCUGCAGUGCUGUGGUGCCAUGCUAGAGAGAUCUCCACUUAGAUCUCAGUCUGUUUACGUGCCUCACGCACUGGCAUUCAAGAGAACUUAUGCCAUAAAGAACCGCAGAAAGAAGCCAAGAAGGCCAGUCAAGGUGGCGACUCCAAGGUCAUCGUGUUCAACUGAGGUGGUAGGCGUGUGGGUGGUGUUCCCAGACCCAUCCAGUAUAAGCAUGUCUUCCACACUCUUUCAGAAAUCAGGAGCUGAGGAGGACCUUGAUGCCAAGCUGACCCGUAGAGUCCAAAGAGCUGCACGCAGACAGGCCAAGCAAGAGGAGCUAAAGAGGCUGCAUCGAGCACAGAUAAUCCAGCGUCAGUUGGAGCAAGUGGAAGUGAAGCAAAAGCAGUUGGAAGAGAAGGGCAUUGCUGUUGAGAAGGCUCUCAGAGGAGAAGCAGACUACUGGGAAGACUCUAGUACUUCAGACCUUGUGGACAUACACCUUGGUGGAAUGGGAAAGAAGGAUGAUCCCAGCCUGAUGCAACAGUGGUUUAAACUAGUCCAGGAGAAGAAUGCUUUGGUGCGCUAUGAAUCUGAGCUCAUGAUAUUUGCACGGGAGCUGGAGUUGGAGGAUCGACAGAGUCAGCUACAGCAGGAGCUGAGGGAACGCAUGGCAGUGGAUGAUCAUUUGAAGGACGAGGAGGAGUUGGCAGAGGAGAGGAGAAUCCUAGAGGAGAUGCUGGAUGUGGUGGAGCAGAGGGAUGCUCUGGUAGCACUCCUGGAGGAGCAGAGACUGAGGGAGAGAGAGGAGGACAGUGAUCUAGAGGCUGCCAUGUUGUCCAAGGGCUUCAACCUGCACUGGGUUUAACAAGCACUGUAAAUGGAACGCAGGCCUUCAUUAAAAUGUUUUAAUCUAGCAUUCAUUAGGACAGGGUUUCUCAACCGCUUGGCUGUGCACUACAAGUAAGCCACAUAGCGCCCUCUAGUGGACCCUAGGGAACAGCACGUGGGACUUGCCGUGUAUAUGUGAAAUGAAAUACUGUAGUCAAACAGUAGUCAAAAGUAAAAAUUAAUUGUCUACCAAAGACUUUUCCUAAUCAAGUUAAAGCCAAGCCAAAUUAAUUUUUUUUCUUCUCUGUGUUUUUCUUUAUUUUUCAGUAACUUUUUUGUUUGUUUUCUCAACAAUAUUUGUUUAAUUUACAAUUUGCCUGUUAAUUUAUUUAUUUAUUAGGAUUUUAAUGUCAUGUUUUACACUUUGGUUACAUUCAUGACAGGACUGGUAGUUACUUAUUACACAAGAUUCAUCAGUUCACAAGUUUAUUGUCAAACACAAUCAUGGGCAAUGUUGUAUCUCCAAUUCCCCUCACUUGCAUGUCUUUGGACUGUGGGAGGAAACCGGAGCUCCCGGGAGAAACCCAGGCAGACACAGGGAGAACAUGCAAACUCCACACGAAAAGGACCCGGACCGCCCACCUGGGGGGACCCCUUUUAUGCCUGUAGGACAUCAUGCAUAGCUGUACCAAAUAGGUCAGCCUUGACAUUGAAACGGUUGAGAAUCCCUGUCAUAAAAGCGGUAGCAUGCACCACAUUUGCUUUUGCCUACAACUGUAAAGCACUUGAAAAUAUUCUAUAUUAUGUAAGGCUUAAGAAACUGCACAUGCUAAAUACUGUGUAUAUAUUUAAUCAUUCAAACUGUAAAUGGAGAUGUCUUGCUGCCGAAUAGUAUUUCACUAACUGCACUAUGAAAAUAUGCUCACGCAAACCCUAAAUGCUGCUUCUGCUUCUUUUUAUUAGAAGCUUUUAUAUUUAUUUUAUGUAAUGCAGAGGAAAAUGUACAGUAGAUAGUUUAACCAUACUGUCUGAUUUUAUUUUGUAUGUUGAUUUGGAGACACACAUGCAUAGGAAAGGAAGCCAUUGUUAGUAUGAACACUUUGAAUUUUAAAGCCCAGUGCAAUUUUUUUCAGUGAUUUAAUAAUGAGCAAAAUGCAAGACUGAAAUAUCACAUGUAUAUUUUAUUUAUAACAAUAUUUAACUGUUUAUUCUUAAUUCAUUCAUUUAGCAUUUCUGUCAGUAUACCAUUAACAAGAAAGCAGAUUUCAUUUCUUAUUUUAUAGCUUAAUUUAAGCAACUGUAAUUUAAAUGGUUGAUCUGUAAAAUACUAUUUAUAACAUUCAUUUUGUUAAAUUAAAAUGACUACUAUAGUUUAUAUACUUUCAGAGUGAUACAUUUUGAGGUGAAUUUAAGCACUAUGCCUGGGGCCUCACUAUUUUUACUCUAAACAUCACACAUUACAUACAGACAUGAAUUAAAACUCUGUUUCAUGCUUUACAAUGUAUACUAAUGUAAUUUUGGUAAAAUGUGAAAAGAGGACAUACUUAAAAACAACAUGGAACACUGUCACUAUACUUUCCAUCAAAGUAAAGAACGGGUAAAAUGACCAAGUAGGAAACUCAGGUACCACAAAUGUGUUGGAAAUAAAUGUGAAUACACAAGGGAAUUAAAUAUAAUCCUAAAAAACUAAAAAUUGACCAGAAAAAAAAACAAAAAUGUAGGCACAUUUAAAUAUAGAAUAACACUCAGCAACAAUUGUAUUGCAGGAAAGUAUAAUGACAGAUUUAAAGAAUGUUUUUAAAGCAUUUAUAAGAAAAUCAUGCAGCUUCCUGUUUAUGCCAGCUUCAGAUGCCAUUGGUACAAUUUACUCCAUGUUUGUAAAAAAAAUAAAAAUAAAACACACCUGCAUUACA
Messenger RNA from Trichomycterus rosablanca, 7689 nucleotides. RefSeq names its product microtubule associated monooxygenase, calponin and LIM domain containing 3b (gene mical3b). The record is from RefSeq and is a predicted model, not a curated record. The coding region runs from base 246 to 5813 and encodes 1855 amino acids. NCBI's taxonomy places the organism in Eukaryota, Metazoa, Chordata, Actinopteri, Siluriformes, Trichomycteridae. The transcript has 31 exons. Gene Ontology annotation, molecular function: FAD binding; protein binding.